AGUAACUCUGAAACGAAUCCAGUCAGAUUCAUUCAUGUACCUCAAGGGUGAGUAUAUUUUCAUAUCUGCUCGAUUCAUCCUCAUUCAUGUGUGUUUACAAAUAAUACGGAGUUCUACAGAAGCUCUCCAUCCAUCCAAUCGAGCAGAUGAAUCAUGCACAUCACAUCAAAACAGACUCCAUCUGACAAGGUAUCAUAGUUGCGCAAUCUCGGUCAAAAUGCUGUGGGCAUUAUUGGAUAGAGACAGCCAUCGUGGACCGUAAAUCAUGACUGGAGAACGAGAACCCAGGCGUGCCAAGCCAUGCCAUGCUAAUGGCAUGGCAUGGCAUUUUGGCCUCGCAAACCUGAGCGGGUGCUCAGAUGAAGUGCACGAUCAUCACCAAACUUGGGGACGCCAAUCGAAUCAGUACGAAGAUAGAUAGCGGAGAUUGAGUCGAUGACGGGAAACGCUCUGCGUGCUCACGAUCACAUUCUCCUCUCUCUCCGCGUGUGGGCAAGCGUGCGUGCGUGCCGCUGCGGAACGUGCCCCCGCAGCCACGAUCUGGGAGACAACCGAUGAUCGAUGGAUGGAAUAAUGAUCAUCGAUCAUCUGUGAGUGGGCGCUAAUAUUCCUCCUUCCCUUCAUUUUCCCCUCUGCCCACAAGUUGGAGUUUAGUCAGAGCUCAGGUCACGUCAGGUUUGGUUCACAGGCAAAUCGGUUGUGGUUUGGUGGGCACAGUGCGUCAAUGGCUUGACUGCUACUUCCAGAAGACUUCGGCUUUCAAGCUUUUCGAGGGUUAUCGAGCAAGCCUGAGAUUAGUCCUUGUCCUCCUGUCUGAUCUGGACACUAUGAGGCCGACGAGCUCGGAGUGUUCUUCUGUCAAUGGGUGGGGGUUGUUCUCGUCUGGGACAUCGAAUUCGACUGUCACCAUUCUCUUCAGGGUGACCAUUGCCAAUGUCUACACCGGCCAUAGAUCUGCUUUCGAUCCACAAGUAGUAUCUUCUGGGAAGAAGAUGACUUUUUUAAGAGCCACGGACGCUCGGCCAUCUGCUGGGGAAGUAGGAGGGGAAGGAGGUCGAGUGUAUGAGAUGGUGCAGGCGCAAGAGUUACUCUAUCAUGCUUUUGGGUUUAAGUGCAUACGUGGAAUGUAAGCUCUACGACCUCUCUGCAGACUCGUUUGCCGAACAGAUUCAACCUUCCGCUUAUUCGCGCGCCGAGAUCCGCAGCAUUGUGUUGCAGCAGCAAGUGCGAGGCUAGCUACUUGUACAUGCUAAGCAUCUCUUUACAACGUUUCGCCAGCCUGUAAGAGGUAGAGCAAAACUUGUGCAUGGUUCUUCCUUCCCCUUAAAGGCAUCAUGCAAGCAAGCCGGUACAGAAGUCAUCGUGUGAGAUAAACGAUUGAGUGCACCUGGAUGAAUUCUUGGAAGGCGAUUCAUGUUUUGAUCUAGAAUAAGAAGAGUCCACCUAAGAAUGUAUGACAACCCGUCGAGCAGACCCAAUGCAUUCGGUUGUGUUUCAGGCACCAGACCGCAACCAGUUACAAUUCUGAUUCACCUGCGGCUCUGCACGAGGAUUGGCAAAAAUGACCAUUCCUUUUUCUGAACAUAAGAGCUCAUCCUUAUCUUUUAUACGAGCUUUCGUUCUUAGGUACUCUGCUACCAUGUGCUAUUGUCUUAUAUCGACCUUGCAAGCAGAGACGUCAUUUUUCUUCUUCAUCCUGACCCAUCAGAUCACAUGGAGUCAGUGGUCUAAACUCACUACAGAGUAUCUAUUCUGCUGAACAUAUCUCCACGUGACCUCUAUUUUCGUUCUCAGUUUAUCUUCUAUGUAAUUCCUAUGCAUCCUUAUGAUGACACCUUGAAUGUUCUUCAGAAGGCCCUUUACAGGUCAUGUUGAAAAUUGCUUGAGGCCUACUUUGUUACAGAAGACUCUGAGGAUUGUAGAUUAGAGCGCACGUGAUCAGCGCCGGGUUUUGACUACCAUGAAAGGAGAUCUGCAAAAUCUAAGCUCCUUUGGUUUUUUUUUUUUCACGUCAGGUUCAGAGAACUGCUUGAACUCCUGCUUGUUCGAAUUGGAGAAAAGGUCCAUUUGCAUUUUCACACCUAGCGGAGUGCCAUUAGUUUACCUUUAGUUUGGACUGGAAUAAUGGGUUUUCUAUGUGAUGGAGGAGUCACGGAUCAUAUAGACUGAUUGACUUACUGAUGACUGGUUGGCAGACUGUGACCUGAACGGGGCCAGCACUAGUUCUCUUGUAUGCGAGUCUACGUUUUGCUCUGGCCGUCAGUGGAUCUAAUGAAGUUCAGAGAGCCACAGGAAAGUGCGACCUGAAAGGAACAUCAGAUUUGACAGUAAGAAGAAGAUGAUGAUCCCAUACCGUGAAUUGCCAACAACAAUUUCAGGAGCUCACAGUUGCUCUACCGCCGGAUCCUCUUCAUCUCCAUAGUGGUUUCAGCUUGUGACAGUUCAUCCAUUCAUUACCAGCAUGAAGCGAUGUUUUGUUCUAUUUUUAAUCACCCAAGUCCUCGUGGGCGUUCUCAUCGCCAUUGCCACGCACACUUCAUCCUGGUCGCUGGACAUAUCUGAUCAUGGAGGAUGGAUGUCUACAGAUGUCCAGCGUAGGCUUGCUUCCAAAGCUAGCCCGACGCUCCUUGCACAAGAUGCAAUGCUCCAGCUCAACUUCACUCAGAAUGAAGGAAGCUGGAUCGCACAAGUGUACCACGACGAGAACUUUCCGGCUCUGAAGCUGCCAAACGAGACAUAUAACAAUAGCGUUCCUCUCACAGAAUUUUGUAGCAAAAGGCAUGAGGUCGAUAGCAGUACUGGUAGUAGUCCCCAGUACGCCGUGUUCCGGAACGUGAUGCUGGUGGGUCGACAACUUCUGCUCACCGCAUCCAUCAACUGCAGCUCACUGCCCGAGAAUGUCACCGACAGCCUGAAGCUGAAGACGCCAUAUCACUUCGGCAUGAGAUCCACUCCCGAACUCGAGGCCACUGUGGUACGCGAUACAGACAAUUUCGAAGACUUUGAGCCUCAUUAUACGUGUCAUGAACGAGUGUAUGAGCCGUCUGUGUUGUUCUCCUUCAUAAACUGGCCGCAGCAUGGACACGCUUUGUUCAAUGGCAUUUCCAUGCUCUGGGAUGCCUUCCAGCACGAAGACACUGGGCCCUUAUUCGGUGCGGGCAAGAAUGUGAGACUUUAUGCAUACGGAGACGGCCUCAGCAAGAGUGACAGACAGGACUGGCAGCAGUACUUGCCGUUUUUCGGCGUCGGCUCGCUCCAGCCUAUCAUCAGCAUGUUCACCCACCAACCUGUCAGAAGCUUGGCCAAUUUGUUGAUGCAGUCCGACAGACACCCGAUCUGCUUCACCUAUUUGUUGGUGGGCAUCACCGGAGAGCUAGACCACUAUAACUUCAAUGUUUCCCUGAGCAAGUGGAGGCAAUUCGCUCAGGCGGUGAGGCAGCAUUUCGGUGUCCCUGACACUCCGAGGAUCACUGGCUCCCGACUUCCUCCUCUGGAACGACUGGCUCCAUCCAAAGGAGUUCUAAACAACGAUGUCUCGCAUCUGCCCGAGAUCAGCCCCAUCGCGUGGGAGGCGUUGCCCGACCGUCCUCGUCUGGUAAUCAUCGAUCGCAGAGACAACAGAGUGAUGGUGAAUGUGGACGAGCUCUGCCAGAUUGCCAACAGCACAGGUCACUUCAGGUCCACCCAUGUCGUCUACUUGGAGGAGAUGAGCAUGGACGAGCAGAUCCGCCUGCUGGGCGAGACCGAUGUACUGUUCGGCAUGGACGGGACCGGGCUCAUGAACGGGAUAUUCAUGCCGGAGGGCGGCAUUGUCGUGCAUGUCCGUCCCUACGGAUGCGCAGAAUUUCUGCCGGACAAGGGCAGGAACUUCGAAAGGCUAUGGUCUGCACAUCCGGGCCGCGUCAUCCGCUAUGAAUCUGGCGACAUCGAACGCACCCGCUUCCCUGCCCACAUCAAAGAACGUCCGGAGCUUGUGUUCAAUCACAGCUCUCCCGUGGCUUACAGAAUGCCAUUCAUCCUCAGGCAGGACUCGAUUAUCGACCCUGCCGCCUUCCGUUGCCUUCUCCACUCUUCCAACCAGCUAUUGCAUGGGAAGGCUGUGGACUGGCAACAACACAAUGAGUGCACAAAGAACGUCUACUUGUAGAGGACACAGUGCACACAUGUCUCGCCUACUCUCAGUGCUUGUGUAAUAAACCCCUCGAUCGAUAGACUUCACAAUUGUUUGCUCGAUAAGAAGAUGAUACCGAACGAAAUCGCUCCCUACUCAUCCAUCCGAACUCAACGACUGAAACGAGCACCGAUCGCUGUCCAACGAAGAGGUGUGCUGGUUGGGAGAUGCAGAUUCUAUAUCGAGUCUUUGACACACCUUGGCAUGAUUGCAAGCACGAGAUGUUCCCCAGCUUGAACUCUGAAUUAAUUGUGCUGGAGUAAAUUAUACCCCUUCGGUGGACUACGACCCACCCUCUCUCUCAAAUGCUGAUCCAUCAACUGCACAAACAAAGAUGAUUCAGUUAACGCAACAGAGUGUUCUCCGAUACUCUGAGCGAAUCAAGGCGCUCGAUUGGAAGGGAGUUUGAUCGUUAGCAGUGCCCAUAAUCUCAUGGAGCAAGAUUGCCGGGGGUGGGGGUGGAGAAUCUGGAUUUUGAACUCCGCCUCCGCUUUGUUAGACCACGAAACAGCUACGUGUUAUAAUUGUGCUGUUUGUGAUUUUUAAUGAAUAGCUCACUUAAGGUCAGACUCUGAUUUCUCUAUUCCUAGUUUGUGCUGGUGAGUGGAACUUUAACCCAUAAGUGAAAGCGAAAUAAAUUACUCGAGAAAAGGUACAUUGCCCUAGAUGUCCUCACUGAAGUUUCAUCAGCCGUGUGUUCAGCCCA
This is a messenger RNA of Marchantia polymorpha subsp. ruderalis, 4877 nucleotides long. NCBI's taxonomy places the organism in Eukaryota, Viridiplantae, Streptophyta, Marchantiopsida, Marchantiales, Marchantiaceae. The record is from the annotation of a GenBank genome assembly.